Messenger RNA from Astrephomene gubernaculifera, 1174 nucleotides. The record is from the annotation of a GenBank genome assembly. NCBI's taxonomy places the organism in Eukaryota, Viridiplantae, Chlorophyta, Chlorophyceae, Chlamydomonadales, Astrephomenaceae.
CAGGCUGUGGAGCCGGCUUUGAAGCGGGGAGUGGCGGUGGCUCAGCGGCUGAGAAGGGCGCUGAAAGACGAGCUCUCCCUCACCGUAUCCGUCGGAGUUGCCCCUACCAAGCUAGCCGCCCGUCUGGCCGGCCCCGCCAACAAACCCGAUGCCAUAACUGUCGUACCGGCGUGCAGGGUACGGCAGUUCAUGGCGGCCGUACCACUGAAGACCGUACCCACCCUGACGGGAAAGGCGGGAGCUCGCGUGGUUUCGGAGUUGCUUGGAGUCACACCCGGUGGUGGUGGCGGCAGCGGCGGCGGAGGUGGCGGCAGCGGCGGAGGUGGCGGAGGUGACGGAGAUGCCAGCGGCGGCGGCGGCAAUAAUGGUAGCGGCAGUAACAGCCGUGAAGCCAUCACCGGCACCACCCCCACCACCCCCACCCCCACUACCAUGCUGGUGGGUCAGCUCCUCUGCUGGAGCCGCCCCCAGCUGGUUGGCCGCUUCGGAUCCAAGUUAGGCAACUUCCUGGCCGACCUGCCGUACGGGGGCCCCGGGGGGCACUGCGGCGGCGGUGGGGGUGGCGGAGAGGACACCACCCUAGCGCACCUCCGAACACUGGAAGGAGGAGGGGGAGGAGGAAACGCAGGAGCAGUGACAGCAGCAGCAGCAGCAGGGGAUGGAGGAGGCGCAGGAGCAGGAGGUGGUGGUGACUGUGGUGAGGUUCGUGAUCGCGGGCCCCCGAAGAGCUUGCUGGUGGAGCGCAGCUUCCCGCCCCUGACCCGCUUCGGGGGGGUGAAGGCGGCACUGGUGCCGCUGGUGGGGGGGCUGUGGGGCCGCGUGGUGGAGGAUGCGGUACGACACAGCCGCCAGCCCUCCAAGCUGCACCUCUCCUGGCGUCAGGGCUACGGAGCGGUAAAGAGCAGGUCUGGGGAGGUGUCGGCGACAGUGCUGCAGGCGCUGAAGACCGCAACCGCCGCCGCCCAUGCCGCUGUGGCUGCCGCCGCCGCCUCCACUGCCGCAGCGCCAACACCCGCUACAGUGACGAGCGGCACGGCAGCUACGGCAGGGGGAGGGGAGGCGGCUGUCACAACCUCCCAUUUGCUAGUGCCGGUAGCGCCCGUCGCUAGUCCCCUUCCUUAUCUUUCUCCUCCUCCACAGCAGCAGCACCUGCUGCUGCAGUCGCCGUCGUCAC